ACAAGAAAGUUAGUCAGAUGGUUUAGUGACAAACCAUAACAGUUGUUCCUCGCCCUUUGCGUAUGAAUUGACUCGCCGAAAGAUGAAACCAAUUGCUAAUGCUAGAAACUGACAACUCGUGGUAUUAAACAAUGAGGGAAUGCCGGGAACUGUUAUAUCUGAACUUGUUACUUCUACUCCUGAGGCUUGUGUCGCUCGCAGGAUCGGUCUCUGAUUCUCCUCAAAAGGAUGAGAAAGAUUUGUUGGUGGCAGGGAGUAGCAAGAAUUUCACGUCUCCUGGAAACACCAUAACAGUCACCCCUUCUGUCACAACUUCAGCACCUGAGAAUUGCACUGACAACUCAAAGAAAUCUACACAUGAGUGUUCUGUGGACUUACCAUGUGAUAAAUUGAGUAAGGACUGCCUUCAGUGUGAUUUCAAUUGCACGUGUGUGUACGGCCAGGAGGUUAGCGUAACAUGUCGACCAAAACCUGGAUCAUUUUGCUGGGAAAGUAAAGAAAUUACUGUCCAGAUGUUAUGUAGAUACUGUUACCAGACUGCUUCAUGGGAGCACACUUGCACUGGGACAGAAGACUGCUUAGCUAUUAAAUCCCCACGGGAGAUGUUUAGAUCAAACUGCACUGUGAAGAGUGACGUACUUUGUUUAGGAGAUCGUACCUUUCCCAAAAAAUUACCAUGUAAUUGGACUUCAGGAUACAGAUGGUCAACAGCGUUACUGUUAUCUAUCACUUUUGGCGGGUUUGGGGCAGACAGCAAGCAUCUUCUGUCCAAGUGCAAGUGUGGCUCCCUGAAGCAGUCUGGUGCUGAAGUUGUGACAGAAGGGGUGGACUGUGAUGGUGUUUCCAGGAGACGUGAAAUUCUUGCUACUCCCUGCCACCAACAAAUCUUUCUCAUCCUUUGA
Penaeus indicus is the source of this 902-nucleotide messenger RNA. It is a transcript of the gene amx, whose product is annotated as TM2 domain-containing protein 3-like. The transcript has 7 exons. The record is from RefSeq and is a predicted model, not a curated record. NCBI's taxonomy places the organism in Eukaryota, Metazoa, Arthropoda, Malacostraca, Decapoda, Penaeidae. Bases 132 to 902 code for a protein of 256 amino acids.